Messenger RNA from Tilletiopsis washingtonensis, 1761 nucleotides. RefSeq names its product putative TIF2-translation initiation factor eIF4A. Bases 125 to 1336 code for a protein of 403 amino acids. NCBI's taxonomy places the organism in Eukaryota, Fungi, Basidiomycota, Exobasidiomycetes, Entylomatales. The transcript has 3 exons. The record is from RefSeq and is a predicted model, not a curated record. Gene Ontology annotation, molecular function: ATP binding; RNA helicase activity; RNA binding.
AAGCACACACGGAAGCUUCAGCCGAGCUUCCUCACCCCCGCCACCGCACCCACCACCACUCUCAUCUUUCAAGGCGUCGGCUUAGUGCGACUCCUUGAUCGACCACUUGCACCCUACCGCAAUCAUGUCCAAGCCCGAGGAGACGACGCAGCCUGAUGGCGGUCUUAACAUCAACGAGAGCGAGAUCGAGUCCAACUGGGACACGGUCACCGACAACUUCGAUGACAUGGAGCUCAAGCCCGAGCUGCUGAGAGGCAUCUACGCCUACGGCUUCGAGCGCCCCUCGGCCAUUCAGGCGCGCGCCGUCGUGCCCGUGAUCAAGGGCCACGACGUCAUUGCCCAGGCCCAGUCGGGUACCGGCAAGACGGCGACGUACUCGAUUGCCAUCCUGCAGCGCAUCGACCCGUCGAUCAAGAACGUGCAGGCCCUCAUCCUGGCGCCGACGCGUGAGCUGGCGCAGCAGAUCCAGAAGGUCGUCAUCGCCCUCGGCGACUACAUGAACAUCUACUGCCACGCCUGCAUCGGCGGCACCAACGUGCGCGAGGACAUGGGCAAGCUCAACGAGGGCUGCCAGGUCGUCGUCGGCACGCCCGGCCGUGUGUACGAUAUGAUCAACCGCCGCGCCUUCAAGACGGACCACCUCAAGAUGUUCUGCCUCGACGAGGCCGACGAGAUGCUGUCGCGCGGCUUCAAGGACCAGAUGUACGAGAUCUUCCAGCUGCUGCCGCAGGACACGCAGGUCAACCUGCUCUCGGCCACGAUGCCCACCGACGUGCUCGAGGUGACGAAGAAGUUCAUGCGCGACCCCGUGCGCAUCCUCGUCAAGCGCGACGAGCUCACGCUCGAGGGCAUCAAGCAGUUCUACAUUGCCGUCGACAAGGAGGAGUGGAAGCUCGACACGCUCUGCGACCUGUACGAGACGGUCACCAUCACGCAGGCCGUCAUCUUCUGCAACACGCGCCGCAAGGUCGACUGGCUCACCGACAAGCUGCACGCGCGCGAGUUCACCGUGUCGGCCAUGCACGGCGACAUGGAGCAGGGCCAGCGCGAGGUCAUCAUGCGCGAGUUCCGCUCGGGCUCGUCGCGCGUUCUCAUCACCACGGACCUGCUCGCCCGUGGCAUCGACGUGCAGCAGGUGUCGCUCGUCAUCAACUACGACCUGCCCUCGAACCGCGAGAACUACAUCCACCGCAUCGGCCGUGGCGGUCGUUUCGGACGCAAGGGUGUGGCCAUCAACUUCGUCACCUCCGACGACAUCCGCAUGCUGCGCGACAUUGAGCAGUUCUACUCGACCGUCGUCGAGGAGAUGCCCCACGAUGUCGCCGACCUCAUCUAAGCGGCGCGUGCGCGCCCCGCUUGUCGGCGCCGCUGCCCUCCGCUGCACCGGCGCCUGCUGUUCCCGUCACCUAUUCCCAUCUCGUCCCUUCACCCGCCGCACCAGCACGCUCUAGCGGCCGUCUUGCAACUCUUCGUCUCUCGACAUGACAUCGUCACUCCGUCGCCACCAGCGGCGCAUCCUGCGCGCGCCUCCGCCACCUCAGCCUGACCCGCCGCGCUGCACGUAUGCUCUCCUUGCCCGCAAGGCGCCAUGCACACGUUUCUCACUCGCCCCACCAUGCUCUGCGUGCACGCCACGGCGGCUGCCUCGACGCCAUCAUCCACACCGACGAAGGAGCGCUGCAGAUCGCCUCUGCAGUGACGCUGCUGCCUUUCUCCCGUGCCACCCUCCCACCCUCUACCUUCUCCACCCCGGGCUCCGCU